Salmo salar (Atlantic salmon) is the source of this 3287-nucleotide messenger RNA. RefSeq names its product nuclear receptor ROR-gamma. NCBI's taxonomy places the organism in Eukaryota, Metazoa, Chordata, Actinopteri, Salmoniformes, Salmonidae. Gene Ontology annotation, molecular function: nuclear receptor activity; RNA polymerase II cis-regulatory region sequence-specific DNA binding; zinc ion binding. The record is from RefSeq and is a predicted model, not a curated record. Gene Ontology annotation, cellular component: nucleus. Gene Ontology annotation, biological process: regulation of transcription by RNA polymerase II.
GUGGUACUUUGUACAGACAGUAUUCUCCUGUUUGCUGGAUUUAGGUUUGGAGAUAAACUCUAUAUUGGUAUUCUGGCAUCUGGAUGCAGAUAGUAUCAGAUAGUAUCUCCUUCACAUGUGGUGGUGUUUCUGGGCUGUUUCUGCUCCUGACUACAACACACCUGUUAGUUUUGAGUGUAGGGAGAAAAUUGAAAAAUGUCUGGUCGGUUUUCAUGAUACUAGUUUUCACUUUGAAUAAUAAUGAUACGGAUGAUGGAAUGUGUAUCAUCAGAAAGAUCUCUCUUUAUUUGCUGUUUCAGAUGUCAGUCCAUACUCAAUUGGCUAGUUAGGCUGUCACUCUGUGCUGUGGGUACAGUCCUAUCCUCUUGACGUGUUAGAGAAGUACAGUAUAUGUCCUUUCAUGCCAAUAAAACUUUUUUGUGUUUCGAUGUAUAUUUGCGGGAGAUAGAACGGUGGGUACAGAGAGUGGUUAAGGCUUUGAGGGUGACUAGGUGAGUGGGUUAUGCACAACAAAGAACGGGAAAAAAGUUCCGUAAGAAAAGAGCGAGAGCGAAAGGGGAAAGGCCCUCUGUCUUUCACACGCACACACACACUGUGUGACUGACAGAGCGCUUGAGCAGUGACUAGCGGAGACUCUGAGGCCUAAACAUGCUGAAGGCGCACUAAGAUAGUCACUCUGCAAGAGAAAGGACAGACAGAGAGAGAAGAGAGGAAAGAGAGAGCGAUCAAGACAGUGACAGUGACAAUUUGACAGUGAUUGUGAAGUGAGGGUGAGGGUGAGAACAAGAAAGAGAGAGAGAAAUAGAGUUUGUGAAAGUGGGACAAGAAGACAGAAGUGGAGUGAAGAUGAUGCGAGCUCAGAUUGAGGUGAUUCCCUGUAAGAUCUGUGGUGAUAAAUCAUCAGGAGUUCACUAUGGAGUCAUCACCUGCGAGGGCUGCAAGGGUUUUUUCCGGCGUAGCCAGCUGCCGUCCGUGUCCUACUCCUGUUCCAGACAGAGUAACUGUCCUAUAGACAGAGCCAGCCGCAACCGCUGUCAGAGCUGCCGACUGCAGAAGUGUGUGACCCAGGGCAUGAGCCGGGAUGCGGUGAAGUUUGGUCGGAUGUCGAAACGUCAGCGGGAGUCUCUGCGUGCCGAGGUGGAGAGACACCAGCAGCAGCAGCAGCAUCUCCAGGCAGAGGCCCAGCCCGCCAUGCCCUACCCCAGCAAGGCAUGCUGUUUCCGGACACCCCACCUGCUCCAGGCCCCGGCUCCGGCCUACUCCUUCCCGGGAGAGCCAGAGCUGCCACCCUGCCCGACAGAUGUGCUCCCCUACCUGGUGUGCUCCCCAGGCGAGUCCCAGGCUCCAGGUCUGGCCUACCAGGGCUCCUGUGUGUCUCCUGGCAGUGGGCACUCAGAUGAAAGAGGGUUCGACUCCCGUCAGCCGUCUCCUGACCAGACGAUAGGGAUGGGAAUUAGAUCGUAUGACCCAGAAGACCCCUACUGCCCUUACCGCCCCUCCCUGCUACACAUAGAGGAGCUGUGUGACAGUAUCGUGCGGUCCCAUAGGGACACCAGUCAGUUCAGACUGGAGGAACUUCAGGCUCUGAGAUGGAAGUUGUUCAGCAGAGAGGAGAUUCAUGCCUACCAGAGCAAGUCAGUAGAUGAGAUGUGGCAGCACUGUGCCGUGAGGUUGACUGAAGCAGUACAGUACGUGGUGGAGUUCGCCAAACGCAUCCCAGGGUUCCGUGGGCUCGGACAGAACGACCAGAUCACCCUGCUCAAGACUGGUUCGAUGGAGGUGGUUCUGGUCAGAAUGAGUAGGUGUUUUAACACAGAGAACAGCACCGUCUUCUUCGAUGGGAAGUUUGCCAGCACUGAACUUUUCAAGUCUCUGGGCUGUGGUGAUCUGAUGGUGGCGGUGUUCGACUUUGCUCACAGUAUGUGUGCCCUGAGACUGACUGAGCUGCAGAUGGCUCUCUUCAGCUCACUGGUGCUCAUUAACACAGAUCGCCCCUGUCUUGAGGAUAGAGGCAGAGUACAUAGAAUGAGGAGACACUUGGAGGGAUCCCUCAGCCACAUGCUACGCAGAGACAACCAGGAGAGCCUUGAGCACAAGCUCUACCAGAAGGUGUCAGUGUUGCAGUCUCUGUGCAGUCUUCAUGUGGAGAAGCUGCACUGGUUCAGCCAGCGCUACCCGUUCACCGUCCACUCUGUCUUCCCUCCUCUAUACAAGGAGCUGUUCACCUCCGACCUGCCUUCUGUGGACUCCCUCUGAACUGCACCGUACAUGUUGACAGAUAAUUAGACAAAGAAACAUGCAUACAGCGGUAGACAGACACACACACACACACACAGACACACACAGAGACACAGACACUCAGAGACACACUGACACACAAACUUAGACACACAGAGACACAGACACAUGAGAAUGCAUUGAUAACAUGAGAUGAAAUUACUUUGAAUGCUUCACUUGUUGAAUAAAUACAUUUUUGUCAUUUCAGAGAGCAAUGAUUUGAUUUGAUGAAAUUAUUUCAGUAGCUUAUUAGUGAUUGGACAUUGAAGCGAUUUUUAUGCAAAAAAAUGUUUUAUAGAUUGUUGUUUUGUUUUUCCUUUUUGAGAGUGUUACAUUUACAUUUACAUUUUAUUUGGUCCUUGAGAUGAUGUAUGUUAUUUUGUAUGUUAUUUUGACUCAGGGUGGCUGUUGUGACUGUUGGGGUGGCUGUUGUGACUGUUGGGGUGGCUGUUGUGACUGUAUCCAGACCAGUUGCUAGCUGGCAUAAAUGACCAUAUUUAGAUGAUCACUAUGAAAUCUAAUGGGUGUUUUCUGAGUUGUUUUUAAGUGUGACUUUACAGAGUCGGCUAACCCAUCAGACUGAGUACCUGAGCUAUAGCCCAUGGGCCCCACGGUUCAGGACCCAAACACACAGUCAAGUAUAUAGCUAGUCUUCUCAAUGGACUGUGUGUGGAUCGAAUUUCACCAACAAUCCCAUCUGUCUCGAUCGAGCUUUAAAAGAGCCUGUGUGUUGCAUUAAAACAGAGUCAGAAAUCCUAGACAGGCAGAAAUGUAAAUAUGAAUAAUCUAGAACAUAAACUUGGAUGCUGGGUAAUAUUACUGUAGGCCUACAGUAUGUAGGCAUUUGAAUGACUAACUUUGGGCAUGACUGUUAUUGUAAACAGAUUUCACAAACAUUACUGGUGUGUUUCUUUAACAUUCUCUCUCUGUUAGUUUGUCUCCUAAGUGUUACCAUGGUGAUUCACAUGGGAAAGGCAUCCAAUAAACAGCUGAUAUGGUUACAAAAAUGA